GGGCAGGCUGGAGUUAACCCCUGCGGCUCCCUGACCCCUCCGGCAGGAUGGAUGUCACAGCCUGGGAAAGGGAACCAGUCCCUGGGAGCAGGAGCUCUGCCUAGAGCAAAUGGCUCUGGGUGCUAGUGAAGCUGGGAGCUCCCUGGAGAGACUGGAAUGGCUCAGAAACGACUCCACAGGACACUGCAGACCCAGCUACGAUGAUGGGGAAGGUUCCCUUGUUCUCCCCCGGCUCCACAGUGAGCUCUGCUCUGCCCGGCUAUGUCGCUCUCUGCCUCACUCUACAGGUUCACAGGCUGGUGUCAGCACAAUUCACAGUGACUGGACUUAACCAUCCAGUCACUGCCUCCCUAGGGGGUGAGGCCAUCCUGUCCUGCCACCUCUCCCCCAGGAUGAGCGCUGAGAACAUGGAGGUGAGAUGGUUCCGAUCCAAGUACUCUGAAGUCGUGCACCUGUACCAUGGUGGGCGGGAUCAGUACGGAGAGCAGAUGCCGGAAUAUGGAGGGAGAACUGAGCUCUUGAAAGACGACAUCACCAAUGGGAGAGUUUCCCUGAGAAUACGGAAUAUCCAACCCUCUGACAAUGGGCACACGUGUUAUUUUGAGUCCAGUCUCUCUUAUGAAGAAGCUUUAUUGGAACUGCAGGUGGCAGGUUUGGGCUCUGAUCCUGACAUCUCUGUGGAGGGACAUCAGGAUGGAGGGAUCUGGGUGGUAUGUCGAUCAUCCAGAUGGUACCCAGAGCCCGAGGCUCAGUGGAGAGAUCACCAGGGGAAGAUCUUACCAUCAACCUCUAAAGCAAUAACCCCAGAGGCUGAUGACCUGUUUCAAACAGAGAUUGCCAUUGUUAUAACAGAAGAGUCCAACCAGAAAGUGUCCUGCUGUGUCAGGAAUCUCCGACUCAACCAGAAGAGAGAGUCAGCAAUUUCAAUAGCAGAGAUUCUGCGAUCUGAGAUGGAGAGUGAGAAAGAGACCCUGCUGUCUGAACGGGAACAAGAAAAAGGGGAAUACGAGGCAGUGAAAGAACUGGGACUCGCCAGAGCCCGAGGAUACACAGUGGAUGUGACUCUGGAUCCAGACACGGCUCAUCCCAACCUCGUCCUGUCUGCAGAUCUGAAAAAUGUGAGACACGGAAACUGGGAUCCGCCCAACAAGUCUGAGGGAUUUGAGCAUGAUAUCUGGGUCCUGGGCGCUGAGGGGUUCACAGGCGGGAGGCGUUACUGGGAGGUGGAGGUGGGAGGCAAGACAGGCUGGUACCUGGGGGUUUGUAGGGAAACUGUGAGCAGGAAGGGGAAGGUCACACUGUCACCUGAGCAUGGAUACUGGGUCAUGUUGCUGAGGGGUGGGGGAUAUCAGGCCCUCACCUCUCCCCUGACCCCCCUCCCCGUGAGCAUCAGGCCCAGCCGGGUGGGGAUUUUCCUGGACUAUGAGGCGGGCGAGGUCUCAUUUUACAAUGUGACUGACAGGUCCCGUCUCUUCUCUUUCACUGACACCUUCUCCGGGACGCUCCGCCCUUAUUUCAGUCCUAGUUACAGUGCUGGGGGUACAAACGCAGCUCCCCUGAUAAUCUGCCCGGUCCCAGCUCAGGCCGGAGGGAAUCUCGGUCCCUGACAGUGACCCCGCGGCAGAGACUGGCCCCUCCCAGCGCUGCUGCUCUUCCUGCUCCCCCCAUGGUGGGGGCCAGUUACUACAGGUAACUGGACAUUUUGUGCUGACCACAUGCUGCCAGUUUCCCUUUUCAACUGGAGGUUUCAGUCGAGAACCGGAUACCUCGCAACUCCACCCCAGGCUGGAUGAAUAGGUCCCACUUGCUGGAAGGAGCCAGACAACUUUUCCCCCUCCCCUUGUGUUUGCUCCAUCCCUGGCACAGGGUGAUGCUGGUAAGAAAUCCUGCCAGACAGCUGGUGGUUUUUGCUGCCCUCACCUUUCCCCAUCCUCUGUCCCAGGGAUAGCAGAUGGUGAUGGACAGGGAUUAUUCACUCCUGUCAGAAUAUUCUACUCCUGUGAAAUCUCAAUGUAAAAUAUGAAAGAAAAAAGAUUAUUCUAAUUUAGAAAAUAUUAUUGUCACAAGGUGUAAAUGCAAGAACAUUUUCAUUUACAUUUCAACAGCAUUUCAAA
Mauremys reevesii (Reeves's turtle) is the source of this 2114-nucleotide messenger RNA. RefSeq names its product butyrophilin subfamily 1 member A1-like. The transcript has 10 exons. Gene Ontology annotation, molecular function: signaling receptor binding. The record is from RefSeq and is a predicted model, not a curated record. Gene Ontology annotation, biological process: T cell receptor signaling pathway; regulation of cytokine production. Bases 201 to 1607 code for a protein of 468 amino acids. Gene Ontology annotation, cellular component: external side of plasma membrane. NCBI's taxonomy places the organism in Eukaryota, Metazoa, Chordata, Testudines, Geoemydidae.